This is a messenger RNA of Myxocyprinus asiaticus (Chinese sucker), 11945 nucleotides long. RefSeq lists its product as uncharacterized. The record is from RefSeq and is a predicted model, not a curated record. The coding region runs from base 3541 to 4662 and encodes 373 amino acids. The transcript has 2 exons. NCBI's taxonomy places the organism in Eukaryota, Metazoa, Chordata, Actinopteri, Cypriniformes, Catostomidae.
CACCACCCAGAUUGAGGCGAGUCACUACGCCACAACGAGGACCUAGAGUGCAUUGGGUAUUGGGCAUGCCAAAAUUGGGGAGAAAAUCCAUUAAAAAAAAAACAAAAAAACAAAAAACAAAGCCGAGCUGCUAGAAUUUUUGUGCCAGGAGUGGCAUAAAGUCACCCAACAGCAAUGUGAAAGACUGGUAGAGAGCAUGCCAAUACACAUGAAAGCUGUGAUUGAAAAUCAGGGUUAUUCCAGCAAAUAUUGAUUUCUGAACUCUUUCUAAGUUAAAACAUUAGUGUUGUGUUGUUUAAAAAUGAAUAUUAACUUGUUUUCUUUUCAUUAUUUGAGGUCUGAAGACACUGCAUCUUUUUUGUUAUUUUGACCAGUUGUCAUUUUUCUGCAAAUAAAUGCUCUAAAUUACAAUAUUUUUAUUUAGAAUUUGGGAGAAAUGUUGUUCAUUUUACUCAAAAGACAUACCUAUAAAUUAGGGAAGUUCCGAUACCAUUUUUUUAGGAGUAUGAGUACCGCUACUUUUUUUUUUUAGUACUCACCGAUGCAGAGUCCAAUACCUGUUUUUUUUCUGAAUGCCAUAAACAAUUUAUUACAAUUUUAUUAUCAAACUUGUUUAAAUAAAUAAAUUAAAACUUUAAUCAAAGUAUAACAGUUAAUUUUCAAGUGAUUUUAUACAGAACCUCACAGCACAAUCAAAAAAUUGUGCUGUAGUUAUUUUUGUCAAAUAAAGCGCUGGAUAACAGAGCAUCACAGAUGUGAGAUAUUGCUUAAAUAUAACAGUUACUAUUGAUUUAUUAGUAUUAUUAUUCGUAGUAUAACGGUGAAUAUUACAUAACUAAACUCAGCAAAAAAAGAAAUGUCCUCUCACUUUCAACUGCUUUUAUUUUUCAGCAAACUUAAUAUGUGUAAAUAUUUGUAUGAACAUAAAAAGGUUCAACAACUAAGACAUAAACUGAACAAGUUUCACAGACAUGUGACUAACAGAAAUGGAAUAAUGUGUCCCUGAACAAAGGGGGGAUCUAAAUCAAAAGUAACAGUCAGUAUCUGGUGUGGCCACCAGCUGCAUUAAGUACUACAGUGCAUCUCCUCAUGGACUGCACCAGAUUUGCCAGUUCUUGCUUUGAGAUGUUACCCCACUCUUCCACCAAGGCACUUGCAAAAUCCCGGACAUUUCUGGGGGGAAUGGCCCUAGCCCUCACCCUCUGAUCCAACGGGUCCCAGACGUGCUCAAUGGGAUUGAGAUCCGGGCUCUUCACUGGCCAUGGCAGAACACUGACAUUCCUGUCAUGCAGGAAAUCAUGCACAGAAGGGGCAAUAUGGCUGGUAGCAUUGUCAUGCUGGAGGGUCAUGUCAGGAUGAGCCUGCAGGAAGGGUACCACAUGAGGGAGGAGGAUGUCUUCCCUGAAACACACAGCGUUGAGACUGCCUGCAAUGACAACAAGUUCAGUCCGAUAAUGCUGUGACACACCGCCCCAGACCAUGACGGACCCUCCACCUCCAAAUCGAUCCCACUCCAGAGUACAGGCCUCGGUUAUCGUUUAUCGUCGCAUUCCUUCGACGAUAAACGCGAGUCCGACCAUCACCCCUGGUGAGACAAAACCGUGACUCGUCAGUGAAGAGCACUUUUUGCCAGUCCUCUCUGGUCCAGCGAAGGUGGGUUUGUGCCCAUAGGUGACGUUGUUGCCGGUGAUGUAUGGUAAAGACCUGCCUUACAACAGGCCUACAAGCCUUCAGUCCAUUCUCUCUCAGCCUACUGCAGACUGUCUGAGCACUGAUGGAGGGAUUGUGCAUUCCUGGUGUAACUCAGGCAGUUGUUGUUGCCAUCCUGUACCUGUACCGCAGGUGUGAUAUUUGGAUGUACCGAUCAUGUGCAGGUGUUGUUACACAUGGUCUGCCACUGCGAGGAUGAUCAGCUGUCCUUCCUGUCUCCCUGUAGCGCUGUCUUAGGCGUCCCACAGUACGGACAUUGCAAUUUAUUGCCCUGGCCACAUCUGCAGUCCUCAUGCCUCCAUGCAGCAUGCCUAAGGCACGUUCACGCAGAUGAGAAGGGACCCUGGGCAUCUUUCUUUUGGUGUUUUUCAGAGUCAGUAGAAAGGUCUCUUUAGUGUCCUAAGUUUUUAUAACUGUGACCUUAAUUGCCUACCGUCUGUAAGCUGUUAGUGUCUUAACGACCGUUCCACAGGUGCAUGUUCAUUAAUUGUUUAUGGUUCAUUGAACAAGCAUGGAAAACAUUGUUUAAACUCUUUACAAUAAAGAUCUUUAAAGUUUUUACAAAAUUAUCUUUAAAAUACAGUGUCUGGAAGAAGGGACGUUUCUUUUUUUGCUGAGUUGAUAUAGUAGCGAUCUAUUUCUUUCAUACUUUUAUCAUUCAAAUUGAGGUUUUAUUGUGGCGGAUCUUUUAUUUUGAAGUGCUUCUGUGUUGUUAGACCAAGGAGCUCUGACGUAAUGAUGGCAGAUUCGAAAUCUGGAAAAACAGGUUGCUACGUGAAUCAGUAAUUAUUAAACGGUAAAAGGCUACUAAAUAAAUAAAUAUGUAGUCUGUAUAUGACUUGUGCUAAAAAAGUGAAUUAGCUCUCUGCCUGCUGUUAUCUGCUACAAACAGAACAUGAGAUGCUUAUAACAGUGUUUUCCGUGUAUGAGUCAAGGAUCUCUAUAGGUAUGAGCAGUUUGUGUCUCUAUGCCUGCACAACACCGGCUCCACACAUUCACAAGCACUCACAUUUAAAACGCUGCACGUGCAAACUAUCUAUUUAUGUCAUUAAAUCACAGCUUUUGCAGUACAAUAAUCUCACUGUCACAGUCUGUCUCCAUGUUAAGGACUCUUAUUUUGAAGUUUUCCUCCAGACUACAUCUCCCAGAAUCCACUGCCCUCAUCACUUCCAUCUGUUCCCUAUCAUCCUCACCUGUAUUCCAUUCCCUCAUUUAGUUCCUUAAGUAUAAAUACCCUCUAGUUUUGUUCAUCCAUUGUCAGUCCUUGAAGUGUUAUGUUGUGUUAUAUUUUGCUUUAUUGUUUUGUUCCACUCCAGCGUUUGUUAUUAAAAGACUUAAAGUAUCUACUCCUGCGUCUCCUCUCUUCCUCUUCCACUCCAAGAACCAGCGAUACAGAAGGACUGACCUAACUAAAUGGAUCUACCGCCUGCAGUAGCAAUCCUCCUCCUCGAACAAGGAGAUCGUCCAGUUGAGGAUCAUGUGCGUGAGUUUCUCCAUCUCGCACAUUUGGUGCACUAUGAUGACCACACUCUGGCGAGUUUCUUCAGGGCUGGCCUGAAUAGUGCAUUGAAGGAGCUGAUGCCUCCGUCGGGUCCUCACUGGACGAUCGCUGACUACGUGGAGGUGGCUCUGCGGCUCACCUUUCACUUUGGGUAAGGAGGAUGAGGACUUUGAAUCUCCUCCCACAGAGGACGCCCUCCAGCCUACAACAGCUCCUCCCUCGAAGCCUUCCACGGUUCCUCCCCCAAUGUCUGCCACGGUCAACGAGCCAGUGCUCACACCUGCCACGGUCAACGAGCCAGCACCAGUGCCUUGACCGUCCCAGUGCCAAUGCCUGUUGCCUUGACCGCCCCUGAGCCAGCUCUCACCAAGUUAAUAGACCUGGACUUUCUCCCAGCCCUGGUUCCCACCCUGACUACCCUUCAUCCUCCGCUGGUUCCAGCCAGCAUAAUGGACACCCUUGUUCCGUCCAGUGCCCUGUCCCUUCCUCCUCCGCUGGCUCAAAUCAUGAUAUUUGCUCCUACCAAGUCACCGGCUCGACCUUCGCUCCCUGCGAAACCAUGGUCAAGGGGAACCUCAAACCCUCCGACUCCGCCUAGACCCUCCGAGCCCUGGACUCCGCCUUGGCCCUUCGUUCCCUCUGUCCCACCUCGGCUUUAUGUCCCUUUGUCUCCACCAUGGUCCUUCAGCCAAUCGGCUUCUCCGGGGUCCCUCGUCCCUCCAGCUCUGCCUUGGUCAGUCAGUCACCUGGCUCCGCCUCUGACCUCAGAUCCCCCAGCUCCGCCUCUGACCUCAGAUCCCCCAGCUCCGCCUCGGUCCUCUGUGCCUUCGGUGCUACCUCGGUCCUCCAAACCUUCGGCUCCACCCUGGCCCUACGAGCCGUUGGCUACUCUCCAGGCACCAAGUUCCCUGGCUCCGCCCCUCAAACCUCUCAUGGACCCCACCUUCCAUGGUUCUGCCCCUCGAGCCUCUCAUGGCUCUGCCUUCCCUGGCUCUGCCUUCCCUGGCUCCGCCCGCUUACCCAGAGAGUCUCCUCCUCCGGCGUUUCCACCUCCUGACCCAGUCCUCGUCCUGUGGCUGCCUCCCAGGCCUUCUGACCCAGUCCCUACCCUGUGGCCUCCUCCCAGGCCUCCUGACUCAGUCCCUGCCCUGUGGCCGCCUCCCAGGCCUCCUGACCCAGUCCAUGCCCUGUGGCCUCCUCCCAGGCCUUCUGACCCAGUCCCUGCCCUGUGGCCUCCUCCCAGGCCUCCUGACUCAGUCCCUGUCCUGUGGCCGCCUCCCAGGCCUCCUGACCCAGUCCCUGCCCUGUGGCUGCCCCCCAGGCCCCUGGAUCCAUUCCCAGCCCCGAAGCCACCCCCCAGGCCUCCUGAUCGUCCUCCUUGGAUCUUUCUUCACCUUCUGUGUCACCCUACCCUCCUCAUCCGUCUUUGGGCACCAGGAGUCGCCCUUUAAAGGGGGGUAGGUAAUGUCACAGUCUGUCUCCAUGUUCUUCAAGGACUCUUAUUUUGAAGUUUUCCUCUGGACUACAUCUCCCGGAAUCCACUGCCCUCAUCACUUCCAUCUGUUCCCUAUCAUUCUCACCUGUAUUCCAUUCCCUCAUUUAGUUCCUUGUUUAUAAAUACCCUCUAGUUUUGUUCAUCCAUUGUCAGUCCUUGAAGUGUUACGUUGUGUUAUAAUGUUCAGCUUUAUUGUUUUGUUCCACUCCAGCAUUUGUUAUUAAAAGACUUAAGUAUCUACUCCUGCAUCUCUCCUCUUCCACUCCAAAAACCCAGCAUUACACUCACUAGGACAUGUCAGAUUUUGGUAUCAGAGCAUUUUUAUGAGUUCCAGUACAAGAGCGCGUAUCGGACCCACUUCCGAUACCAGUAUCAGUGCAUCCCUACUAUAAAUAGUAAAUCCAGAGUAACUGAUAAUUUUGCAGUGGUCUUUUUUCCCAGAGCUGUAUAUAUAUAUUAAAUAUUAUGGCUAAUUUCAUGAUGCUUUCAGCUACCAAUUAGAGUGUAGUACUCUCAGCUCCAUAUAAACCAUUUUCCUAUGUUAAAAUCCUUUCUGCAGAAUUUCCAGAAAAAUAAUCACAGAAAAUGCAAAAGACAGCAGAUUCCGCUUGGGUCAGUGGAAUGCAACGAUUGGUCAAUCCGAAUCAUGUAUUCCAGAGAGCUGCGUAACAAAAGGGUAUUAAAAGAUACUAAUAAAACUCAUUAGCUUUUUCUUUAUAAUAAAGGCAUGCCCUGGCUUUAAUUCAUUUCCCAUAUAUUUCAGAUAAUCUAGGACAAUCGCAACAAGUAAAUAUAUUUUUCUGCCAUUAAUCUUUUCCAAGAAUUCACAGAAGUUACUUUCAUAAUAUAAUAAAUGUAAAAUACAAUGUUUAUUAGUCCUAGAUAGUCAUUUCUGUCUACAUAAUCACAUUAAUUUGUCUUCUUUUGCCAUCACAGAGCAUGCAGAGAUAAAAGUCAUCAUGGCGUUAAAAGCAGCUAAGCUGUUUAGUGUUCGUCUAUCUUUAAAAGGGUCAUGGCAUGAUGAAUCACAUUUUCCUUGAUCUUUUGACAUAUAGUAGGUCAUUGCCUACUAAUCCCCAAUAUGGGAUUUUUGAGACCGAUACCGAUUUUAGAGAGGGACAAUUCACCGAUUACCGAUAUGGUGGCCGAUAUAUUAAAUUUUUGAGCUGGAAUGAAAACCGAUUUUGCACCGAUAUGAUUAUGCAAAGGUACUCAGAAGGCUGAUUUCUUAAAUAUUAUCAAAGAAUAUUUGACAUUAUUAUUAUACAUUGUCAACAAAUUCUAGAAAUGAACACUGAGAAAAUAAAGAAUAAAUAAAAAUACAAUUAAUAGCUAAAUAAACAUCAGUACUGUUUAGUAACAGUCAAAUGCUGACCAUUAAAAUAAAGAAUAAAUAAAAAUAAAAUAAAUAGCUAAAUAAACAUCAGUAUUACUGUUUAGUAUCAGUCAAAUGCUGACUAUAUUAUUACUGCUGAGUCAAGAGAUAAACAGUGGCGUUACACUGUAUUCUGCUAUACGAAUUCAGGGGAAACUUUCAACGGUGGAAAACCAGACUUUUAAAUAUUACAUUUUAUAAAUGACACGACUGGAAUUGUUCGGUUGAAGGGGGUACCAAACUGUGAAUCCAGAACAAAACAGUGAAUACAUGUUUACUCAUUAGCUUCCACUCAGCUGACAACAAUAGCCUAGUUUCCAUCCACUUUUCGCGCUAUUUUGUUAUCGACAAAGUGAAAAUGCAUAAAUCAUUUUUUGCGAAAUUUGCCGUCUUCUGCCUGUUUUCAUUCAAAUGGCCUUUUAUCGAUAAAAAUGACUGUGCGUGAUGACGUCAUACCUAAAAAAAAACACUUUGUCGCAUAAGUUUUGGUUUAUCACAAAAAAUAUCUGCCCUUAAGCCGUCCCUAAUUUUUUUCCUCUGAAGUUUUGGUAAAAUGGGGAGAAUAUUGAGACAAUUCAUUGAAAUUAACCAGCUAACUGUCAUUUUAAUUUCACAAAUAAAAGCAAUCAGAAGACGAGGAAUUGCAAUCAAAAGGGCACAGUUGCCCUUCUGAUAGGAAUGUAAUAUUGGUCCUGAUGUUGUGCCUAUCGCAGGUUGCCACCGGUUCUGACCCGAAAGUGAAUCAUCAUGGCCCUGUUCAAGCUGGCAACCUGCACCAAGUAGUGGGGAAAAUUUCGGUCUUAGUAUAAGGACAAUCCAUCCAUGUGUAUGCUGUGUGCACAGCUAUUAAAGAAAAACUGAUGCAGUGUAAUAUCAGGGUUUACAUAUGAUAUGCUCCUGAUAUUCAAUAGGCUGUUUUGAACAAUCAUCUAAAGCAUUGCCAUCUCAACUGCAUUAUGUCCCACAUAUUUGUCCUACAACUUUUAAUGACCAACUGAACUUGAUUGUCAUCUAAAAUUAAUUUUAGCAUCAUAAUGCAAUUUAAAUUUUCUGAAGCUCAGCAAAUGCGAUCUGAGGUAAAGAGGGUUAGAUUUAAAAUGUUUAAAAGUUUUAAAAGGUUCAAAAACUCAUUUUCUGAAAGUGAACUCAGCAUCAUACAAAUAGUUCUGAUAGUUUAUAGUCUUGAAGCGUAGAAAAUGUCAUUCAGCCGACUUUAUUUGUCUACAGAACAGGGUACGGCUAAUUUAAGUUUGUGUAAAGAAAAAGCAUAUAUAGGUCUAAAAAUAUACAUUUUUUCGUUUGGUAAUUACUUUUUUAAUUUAAUGCAUUUUUCGUUUGGUAAUUUAUAUAAUUUAAUACAGGGAAUUUUGCCGGCAUUUUUUCAAAAGUAAGCUAAAAAAUAAUUUUAUAUAAUUGGGCUGUUAGUGUUCCAAAAAAGCACACUGAAGCUUUUCUCCUAGUAUUGUGUAUUUAUUUUUAAUUUAAAACAUCUUUGUGCACAGAAAUUAUAUGUUUUUUGUAUUGUGGGCUAAUUCCAUGACUGCCUUAUAUUAUUUUGAAUGGUGUGUAAAAGCAACUUCAAUAAAUAAACGGAUGUCUACCGUGAUUAAAUUAAUCACAAAGAGUGGCCAUUCAUUUGUUCUCCGUGCAUUUACCAAUGUACAUGUCUUGAUAUGAGAUAUUUGUGUUGGCACUCCUGGAAGUGUCAUGUUUGCAGUGAUCGGAUCUUUAUGCCGUUCAGAUCAAUCCAUAAUCACGUACAAUAAAUUGGCUUUUAUGGAUGUAUACCUUGUCGUCAUGAUUAACACAGGCUAACGAUUGAGGUAAAUUCUGUCAUGUGACACCUCAUUUUUGCGUUAAUCAGUGGCGGAGCUAGGGAGUGGCCACCAUGGACCGAAGCUUGGCCACCCCACCAAUCUCCACUUAACAUGUGCGCACCAUUACCACCCGCCGAUGAUACGAAAAUGCUGCCAAAAAUUUCUGUGCCACCACAGACUGAUCGCUGGCCCCUGCCCGGCCACCCCUGUGAAAAACACCUUGCUCCACCCCUGGCGUUAAUGCCAAUUUUCUCGAAAAAAAAGUGUUUCUAAACCAGUUUUUCAAGACAUCUGAUGUAUCGACAGAGCUUAUGCGCUAGAGUUAAACAGAAAAAUAUUAUGUCGACACGUGAAAUUUUAGCGAUAAUUUGCGUUUCCAUUAGCUUUAUUUUGAUGCGCUAAAUCUUUUUUCGCAAAAAAUCCUUAGAUGGAAACAUAGUUACUGAAAGUUGCUACGUGAUUAGCUAGUUAGCUAUAAGCUCGUUGUCACGGAGAUUAAAAGACGGACGCUGUUUUACUUUCCAGCAUUGUCUCACCAACUACAUAACAACAUAGUAUGAAAUCAACACUCAUCAGACACAAUCCACCACCGCACUGUUGUCUGCUGAGCUGCAAAAAGAUGCUCUGAUGUUUACCGUACAAUCUACUACAUUACUGACUGCACUGACAAACUAUAGCUGGCUAACAGCAAACAGACAUGAGUGACAUGGUUGUCAGGGACAAGGUUAAUGUUAUAUUAGUUAUAUUGAAAAGGGAAAAUGAUGGGGUCAUUGUUUAUUAAGUUUCCAGUAUGUAUUUCACAAACUAGUUAACUUACCAAGACACCGCUUAACUCUGCCCUGUCUGCAGAGCCACCAUCAGCUCAGUCAGCUCUGUAAACAAUGGAGUCGGAGUGCGCUCUGCUGGACAAACUACGCUAUGACACCAAUUCUAAAGCACUGUUUUCUGCAUUAUAUGUUCUGAAAAAAUGUUUUCAUAUCGGCGCAUAUCGGUAAAAUAUACGCCAAUACCGAUAUAUCGGUGAAAGGCUAAUAUCGGCCGAUAAUAUCGGUCGGGCACUAAAAAACAUACUGUAAGUUUCAGAACUCAAAACUUCCUCACCACUGCAAAAAGAGCAUUUGUUGAAACCAAGCUGCCAAAACGACUCGUUCUCUACUUCCUCCACAUUGUGAUGUCACUCUAUAGUAGACAUUUGCAUCUGACCGCCUCUAAAACAACACAAAAAUGCCUACUUUCCCUUUAAUCACUUCCGUAGCCCCGCCCAGUAGCUGAGAACAGUGAGACGACAAUGAAACAGCAGAUCAGUCAAGAGCAGAGAGCCAAUUAUAACAGUGGGCGUGUACUGUCUUAACAGAAAAGCAGCAACAAAACCCAACGCUUCUGACAGAGGGUCAGAAUGAGGGUGGAAAACUAUCAUGUUUUACAAAUUUAUGACUGUUUCUUGUGCAAACAAUAUUAUAAGUGAACCUCAAGGAACAUAUUAGAAUAAUAAAAAAAGGCACGACAUGACCCCUUAAAAAUGUAUUGGUCUGAUUCCAAAUUUUAGCAUAAGUUUUCAUUUUCAGUGUUUUUAUCCAUUUAACAGCGUCACUACUACUCUAGGGCUAUGCAUGUUGUGAGAAGAAUCUCCCAUUCACCACAGUGUUUUACAACAGUAACGCCCCUAAGAUUGCAUAAUUCAGUAAAAAAUUGACUGAAGAAAUGUGUUAUCAACUUAUACCAUCAAUAUUUCUCCAAAACGAAAAUGCAUUUAAAACUUAAGUUGCUAUGCUGUUCUCUAUGUUUGUAGCACAUUAAUAUGCAGUUGCCAGAGUGGGUGGUUGCUAUGCUGUUGCAAGGCUGUUCUAGGUGGUUGCCAGGUUGUUGCUAUGCCUUUGCCAAGUUGUUCUCUGUGUUUUUAAGACAUUGCUAUCCAGUUGCUAGGGUGGGUAUUUGCAUGGUGUUUGCUUACUGGCCCAAAUGAAAAGAGUCCACCCACAAUUCUCAGUUUUUUUGGUCACUAAAUACUGCUCCGGUCUGUCCUUCCAAUUGUUCCAAUUUGUUAUGGACUGUUUUUUUCUUCUUCAUAUCAACCAUAUGUCAAAUCCACCUCUGUUCAACACAUAACCAAUAUAAAACUAUUUCAGUUAUGUUGUGGUUUAUGCUGCAUUCAAGUCCUCCAGGGUAAGUUUGUACUUACAAUGUCAGAAGUUGUAAUCGCGACAUAAUGUGCGUUCAAGUGAUUUCAGUAGGAAAGAAUAGGCCCGUUUUGCAAUUUCGUAUUUUUUUUCCUCUCUUUAUGACUUUUUUCCCUUUUCUUCUUUAACACCAAUGCAACAAAUUAAAGACUAUUCACAUAGUUUAAUGCUUUUAAUUGAUGCUUUAUCUAUCUUACUAACACAUAUAUUGAUGGUAAAUGCUGUUUUGUUGCACAAGCCUGUCACCUCAUAAACCAGCUAAAUUAGUUUUAUUUUCGGGCAAUCUUCAUUCUUCAUGUAAUCAAUGGUACAAAAAUGCAUUCAACUCCAAGAAAAUCUCACUGGUAAUUACGACUUUAUAGUGCCGUUCAUUGCGCUAAUCUUGUAAAUACAUCAUACGUAAUCAUUCCAACAUGGCAUGAACACACUAUUAAUUCAUAUUGUUUACUUUGUUAUUUUGCACCAGAUGAGUAGUACAUGACUGAAUUGGUCAGAGCAGUUUGAGUCAACUCAUCCUAAUAUAGACUCCAGCAUGGCAAAGCCACUCAACUAAGUUGCCAUGAUGGGUAUAAUUAGCUGUACUGUAACUAAUGCGAUUUACUUGUACUUUUGAUACUUAAGUAAAUGUAAUAUCAGUUACUUUAUUACUUUUACUUAAGUAUUUGUUUCAUGAGCUACUUUAACUUAACGUAUCUUUACGUUUACUUAAGUAUGAUGAAUGGAUAAUUUAUACAACACUGCAGUGGAGCCCAUUCACAGCCUCUGAAAAGAGCAUGGUUGGCCUACAAAACAAAGGUGUGGAGACUAAAGCCCAGAGUAUACUUCGGUCAGACAUGAUUGCUGAGCUUCUGCAAACAGGAGGCAUGAUGCAAAUCUCAUCAUCAGUUGAGUGCUCGAGUACUGAACACACACAGCCCUAUUUUUCUAACCGUGCACCUUUAAACGCGCAGAAUGUGCAUGCACCUGGAGUUAUUUGCAAUAACGGGUCCACAAGGUGGCAAAACUCGCAUUUGAGCCAUUGCUGUCACAAAGAAGUGCUAGAAGUUGUAAUCGUCACUAAACAUCAGGAGAUGAAGGUAAAAACAACAACAGUGGAUGUGCAAGUCAAGAACGCGUGUGAAGGAAUAUAAAGACUCGAGUCUGAAGAAAUAUAUAAACAUCUUUUUGUGUCUAAACUCCUGAAGAGAAAUAGUCUGGUGUCUCAACAGUCAUGUAAUUUCUUGUUUUAUUUGAUAAAUUAAUAAGACACUAUGACAGAUACUUUGAAGACAAACACUUUAAGUUUCAGCAUUUCAGCACAACUUUUAUUGUGCAUUGUGAAAUAAAUAACAUGUGAUGCAUUUGUCGCAACUCUUGCUGGUUGAUUUAUAUCUGUUUAAAUUUCUAACUUUCAUCUUUGGUUAUUCUAGUGUAAAAUUUAAGGAUCUCCUUUGUAGUGUAUGAUUAAUGCUUGGAACAACAAUUUGUGAAUAUAUUUACUUAUUAUUGAUUACUCAUAAUAAUAGUGUAAUAUCAUAAUUUUCUAAUGCAUAUUUAUGUCAUGACUGUAAUUGCUCUUUAUCAACUCAUUAUCAGUUACACAUGUAGUAGCCAACUACACAUAGUAUGCAAUCCAUUAAAAGAAGUGAAUACAAAGAGGUUAAAUUUGGGAACCUACAGCUGGCGUUUGGAUGUGAACUGAAGCCAGACUGAAAGGUUGAGUUUGAAUGAUUAAGAGUUGGACAAUCACGUGAAACUGGUUGAGAUUAAGUUAUUGGUGGAAAUUCUGUUUGAUAAGCAGGAAACAUGAUUGUGAAAUGCGAAAAUCUAGCGCAGUGGUAGAUCCUGAAAUAAAUGUUAGGGCAAGCGGCGUUGCCCCUGGCACACAUCC